CGGUACGGCUCAGUAGCAGCGGUGAUGGUAGCAGCAGCAGCGGCGGCGACAGCUUUUUGGCGUUUUUGGUGCUCCGGGCGUUCGUUCUUUCGCCGGUUCUUUGGCUGAUGUGUCUGUCUGUCUGUGAGUCCGUAUCUCGCGUAUCUUCGCGGCUCAACUGGGCGCUCAUUCGGGCUCACAACCAAAGCGGCCCUCGGCCACGAAGCAUUCACAUCAAUAGUAGCGUAGACUGCUACCGGUCGAUAGUCGUUCUUGUUGCCGUACAACGCUCAAGGAUAGGAGGACAGACGGAGAAACCGGAGAGACACGUCGUUGCAAUUUCCAUCAAGAUCGUCGCCUACUGCUGCUGAGGAUGAAGGUGCUCGUGUGCUGCUUGCUAGCGGUUGCUUCGGCGGCUGCCGCAGCCUCAUCGACAGCUUCCGGUCAGGCGGUAUCAUCGCAAGGAUCGUCAUCGACCGGGGGCUCCGCUUCGAGCCCCAACGCCGGUGCCAGCUCCUCGGGACCUUCACAGGUAGCCAACAAACGUGGAGAUACCGUUGCAGACUUCGCGACCUCUGCCUCGCAGCAGCAACCCGUCUAUUCACCGAGUAUUUCGAGUCUGUCGUCGCAGCAGCAAAACAAUGUUGUCCAUUCCCAGAGCCCUUCACCGAACGACUACCAGACUUCAGCUUCCAACAGCAACCUCUAUUACUACUAUUAUCCUGCUGGUGGUCAACAUGGUGCUGGUAAGUCAGAAUCAUCGCCGGCCGAUCCCUACCAAACAUCGGCGGCUUCAUCUUACCCGAGCUACGCAGCCGAAGGCUCAUCGCACGGCCACUCUCCUCAGCAUUCAUCGGCCUUUGACGGUUCAGACGGCAGCUCCUCGUACCCAGGCUCAGCGGCCUACCAGAGUCAGCUGCAGCAGGCUUACGCAGCUGCCGCUGCUGCCCAUCACGCCCACCAGGGUCAGCAAGGAUACGGCCAAUACAGCCCGUCACUGGUUGGAGCCGCGUCGCAGGUGAACACGCAGUACGCAAACGCUCCUGCUCCCACUGCUUACCAAGGGCAGUCUAGUUAUGGUGGGCAGGGACCCUACCCUGCAGCAUCAAACUUCCAGACAUCAUACGCCCCCGCUAGCGCUGAUUCGAAGAGCCGCUUCUACGGUCUAGGCUCCGUCAUUAUGCCCCUCGUCGGACUUGGUGCCCUCGCUUUUCUCCUGCCCUCGGUGACCAACCUCGGUGGCAAGAAAAAAACUAAACGUUCCGCUGAUCUCAUUGAGCCAUCCAAGGCCAAUGGCGUAGCUGAAUAUGCCGAACGUCUGGAGAAAUACUUUAAGAUCUAUCGCGCUGCUGUCGAAAGCGAUGAUUGUAUGAACCGUAUCGUGUGUGAGAUCGGCGACUCCGUAUCCACCGUUCGUGGAAAGGCCGCUCUUCUCGCUCUGUUCGAGAAAGUCGCUCCGCAGUGGAUGACGAACAAAAUGGGUGUAUUCAAAUUUGGCGCUCUCAACGAAAAGACGGCCAAAUGCGCUCGCUACAAAUGCUGAAGAGGAGAAAUUACCCGCUAAGUGCUCCAAAAGUGGACCAGUGCUUGUGGCACUCCAGGCAGCACUGUUAUCGAGCAAGCACUCUAAAAACACUAAACAAACUCAAGCAGGCGCACACGAGCUCAAUAGAACCACCGAUCGAUCAACCAUCAACUCAAUUAAUCAAUCAACUCAGUUACAAAUCCCACAUCCUGUAGUUAUUUAUUUCGGUUCAAACGUAAUGUGGGCUUCUUUAGACAUUAGCCGAUAACAAUAACCUGUUGUGAGCCUGGUUUUGCGAACUAUUCUGAUUUCUUUCGAAAAUUAAAAAUAAACAUUCGAUCGAGUCGGAAACGUCAAGCUACCCCAAGAUAUUCUAUCAGCAUUAUGUAGAGAGCCUACUUUUCGUUUGAAUCCAUGGUCAUCUUCAUCAAUUCAUAGAGAAACCUUCGCGUCCAGCCAACAGUGCUUAGUUCCGCGGUCCGGAGGUGCAGUCUAAAAAUGCAUCUAGAGUCGUUUUUCCCCUUGCUUAGGCCUCCACUAGUGAACUCAAUAAGACUCGAGUUGGCCUGAGGAGACAAAGCAUUUAUCUUCCUACGCCCCCAUACCUCGGAACGUAUGGUACUGUCGAGGAGCUCGCGACCUCUACUAUUCACAACAACAAUGAGUCAGAUCGACUGCCCAACGGCUGUUUUUUGGUCGAUCUAUUUUUCAUACUUCCUAGUUCUCUAUAUAUCAGUAGUAGCUGUUAUAUGUUUCAUUCACGCUUGCCUUCUGCCGCCCUUGCUGCCCCAUCGCCUUCAAGCAUUAAUGGCAACUCCUAUAACAAACAUAUUGAGAUUAAUAAUAAUACUUUAAGAAGAAGGAACGUAUGUCGAGCAGUACUGGCAGAACUAGUGGAUUUUGCCUUGGUCGUAACACGUAACAUAGAACACGUCCUAUUUUUUCUAUGGUCUUUGCUGUCGUCGUGGUGCGAUCAAUCGUAACCCAAUCAGCCAAUUAAAAAAACGUCAAAUCAUUUUCCCGUAAUUUAUUUAAUUUUCCUAUAUACACCACCAUUCAGCCUAAUCGUCCAGACUAGCAGCAGCACCUAGAUUUACUACUGAACAUUGAAUGAAGAAUUGAUAAGCGAAGUGUACGGCACGUACAUGACAGAUGAUUAUUUUUGCUCGUAUUAUGACUCGCAGCAGUCUGGAUAACCAGAAACUGACCUUUUUCUUAACUUGAUAAAGAUUCGCCACCAUGAGGUGCGCUCUUGCAUUGGUCCACCGUUACUAUAUUAAGAUAGUUUCAUGAUCCUUACGUUGUAGUAAUGACGUCUAGGUGUCUUCAGUGUAAUCGGUGGACCUUCGCAAGGUGGACCUUGAGCGUGCAUGAUCGAACAUCAAAAAAUAAAAGGAACAACAAUGCGAUUAUAGAAAACCACUAUACAUUGCGUAGAUUGUGAACAAAUCCCGUGCAACGAAACAUAGCGAGAAAGACGAAAAACAAGUGGAUACAUUUGUAAAGCUAGAAAACUAGUGACACACGUGCAAACAUGACGAGGAAGAGAUUGUCCACGCCAGAUGUGCUUAGCUAAGAGUCUCGUCUACGACUUCUCGGCGGUACCUAGUUUCGGCCCGCUUUCGAGCCUUAACGCAAACAAGGUCACAUUGAGUGAAUAUCGGCCAACAGCAUCUAGUAAGCCAAUGUCCGUUGGCUUUCAUCGAUCCGCGUUGGUGGGCUAGGGUCCCACAUCGGUUUCUUGCUUGUCAAGAGAAGUGAAAGCGAGCCGAAAAG
This is a messenger RNA of Varroa destructor (honeybee mite), 3280 nucleotides long. RefSeq lists its product as uncharacterized. The record is from RefSeq and is a predicted model, not a curated record. NCBI's taxonomy places the organism in Eukaryota, Metazoa, Arthropoda, Arachnida, Mesostigmata, Varroidae.